Molecule: messenger RNA, 1693 nt
Organism: Trematomus bernacchii (emerald rockcod)
Lineage: Eukaryota; Metazoa; Chordata; Actinopteri; Perciformes; Nototheniidae
Gene: mal2
Product: mal, T cell differentiation protein 2
Exons: 4
Coding region: 170-730 (186 amino acids)
Biological process (GO): myelination
Cellular component (GO): membrane
Molecular function (GO): structural constituent of myelin sheath
Source: RefSeq, a predicted model, not a curated record
CCUGGGAGUGGCACCUGCACCUGUCCGACCUGUUUGGGGGACACAUGACUCCACAGGAAUUUCCUCCGUUGCUCCCGUCCUUUAUUCAACGGAGUCUUUUCAGAGGGAGACAGAGGGUGAUAGCCAGAGGAGAGGGGGAGAUAGAGAGAAGAGAGUGGGAGAUUUAGAGAUGUCGGAACCAGCCACUAAUCCCGCUGCCACCUCGUUCCCAGCGCCAACUCUUUCUCUACCUUUGGGACUGGACGUAUUGAGAACCUACUCUGGAGCCCUUGUCUGUUUAGAAAUAUUAUUUGGCGGUCUUGUAUGGAUCCUGGUGGCUUCCUCCAAUGUGCCCGUGCCUCUGCUGCAGGGCUGGGUGAUGUUUGUCUCCAUCACCUCCUUCAUCCUGUCCUCCACCUACCUCAUCUUCCUCGUCACUGGCCUGGCUGACCGCAUCAUCACAGACUGGAACGUUCUGGAUGUGACUUACCAUUUUAUGGCAUUGCUUUUCUACUUUGCCGCCUUUGUGUUGGAGGCAGCAACUACGGCAGCUAAUGGAGGAGCCCACAUCAAGAUACUGCCCAACAGCACUGAAACUGUCAUGUGUAUAACUUACCCUCGGGGCAAUAUAUUCACAGUCAUGGAUGACAGGCAAUACAGUGUUAAUGUGGCAGCCACGGUAUUUGCAUUUGUGGUGACAUUAUGUUAUGGCUGCAGUAUGGUGAUGGGAUUCAAGAGGUGGAUGUCGUAACCAGAAAAAACUAAACUGUGGAAACUUCAGUUUAAAAACAUCUUCAUGACUUCAGCAUGUAUUAACACAUCAGCACACCAUCAGUUAUUUCCUGAUGGUUAACUUGCAUCAUAAAAAGGUAAAAGUAAUAUAUAUUUAAAAUGUCUGCCUCAGUCAAACAUGUGUUAAGUUUUCUGGACAAUAAUAUUCCCGCAAUAAAUCUGUUAAAGGUUUGGGUUCAGGUAGGUUCAGUCAGUGCUGUUUGAAGUGUCUAUAGGAUAGGAAUAAAGAAUUGCAGUUUAAGUUGGCUAUACACGGUCAUUCUCAUAUGAGGAACUAUUCCCCUUUUUAAAUGACCACUACAACAUGCCUGUUAAUGCUGCUCAUGGAUAAUGCACUGCAUAACAAUAAUGUGAUGGUGCAAUUUGUUUGAAAGAUGAUGGUUUUUACUUUCCUUCAGUUUCCUUGGUGCUAAGGAGCUAUUUUCUCACUAGAUUUUAAUAUGAAUUCUAUUACAUUUCAAUGUAAUCCUAUUAAAAGUGUAAAUUGAUCUGAUAUUUAAAUUUCAAAGUUGUAAUUCUUAUUGUGAGAACUUUGUAUCCAACGUUUUCAGUUGUUCAUAUAUUGUAACAAUUAUUCCAUUCUCAGUUAACAUAAGUUACAUAAUAAUAUGUGUUACUGUUUAAACUUUCUGAGUGCAGUCAUUUGUGGCUAACUCCAUUUUGACUAUUUCUCAUCAGUCAGCUACUAUAUUUUAAACCGUGAUCUUAAUCUACUAAUGGAUCAUUAAAUGUAUGUACGUAUAGCAUCAAUAAUCAUAUUGCUACAUGAUGUAUUAGUUGUAUUUACUGUAUGCUUUUUUUUGCAUAUACAUGUUGUUAACUUAAAAUCGUUUUUAAUAAAUUUGUUUUAACACUUGGUUUUUCUUGAAAUUUGAAAUGCUUUUAAGAACUACACAAAUAAAGGUUUUGAAGAAAAAAAUAA